CAAUAUACCCUGCGCCAUUUUUUGGUUGUCCGUGUUUAGCAAAAUGCUUGCAUUAUUUAUUUAUUUUCGCUUAAAAAGUAGGUCUUAACGUAGUAAAAUGCAAGGCCGAUUCAUACCACUGGAUGUCUCUGUAACACAGAUUUUAUCAUAUUUAUAUGGAUUUUAUCCUUUAUGAAUUAUCAUUUGCUGUGAACCAGUCUCGCGUUGUCAGACCUAUCUCCACACUGUGAACCUAGUAACAUGGUUGAUCGCAUUCGAUGUUAACAGGUAAGUUCAGAGCAUGGUUCAGGGGAAAGGUAAAAUCCAUUAGUACGGAGGAAAUUCCGUUUCACUAUUUUUGACUGUGUGAGUGUUUUCAUUUCUUGAAACACUGGAGGUAACCGUAAGACAAGGAAUAUUUCCCAUUGCACCUGGGGAUUCCCAUUUAAAAGUGUUGCACUAACCCAUUGAGCACACACUCAAAGCAGGUGGAGUCAAAACAGCAUCACGUGACAAGGUGCAGACUUUUAUAGAGGUGUGCUUGGAUAAGAAAAUAUAUUUUCACAAAGGCCUGUUAUGGAGACAGGUCAUUUGGCUGUGCCAGAACAGAGUGUGAGAUAUUGAGAUAUUUACAAUGGAGCUCAAUGGUACACUGAGUGAAGAUCAGAUUGAUGUUCUCUCUACUGAGUACUUAGUGUUACUCACUCCCAGUGUGAUUGGAAGUUUUUCUGUUCUGGUGGUUUCUACAGUGAGAUGGAGGUAUCUAAAAGAACAGGUGUACCUCCUGGUGCAGCUCGCCCUGGCGGACCUCCUGGCUGCUCUGAUCCUGAUGUCCACCAGUGUCAUGAACAAAUUGAGCACUGACAACAGUGUAAUCAUCUGCCAAUACAGCCUGCCACUGUCACUGACAUUUUAUUUCAUUUCAUUUUUGCUGGUGGUGGUUUACGCAUGGAAUUCAAAGAAUGCAAUCCAAGGGUGGAGAGCAAGAUCCACUGAGGAUGAGGGUGGACAGAGCCGGUGUAGAAGGAAAAUAGUCGCUAUACCUGUAUAUGCCAUUGUGUGGUUGAUCCCCAUUGCAAUAUACAUAGCAUAUGUGCUCACUCCCUUCAUAAAAACAACUCCGAUGAUUCCAGUCACUGACAGAGCAUUGAUUGUCCGUAAUGAUAGCAAAUACUGCACCAGUUGUAUUUUGUUCUUGCACGUCUGGAGUGAUUCCUGCUCUGUUGCUGAGAGAAUUCACGACACUUUUAUUAGAGUUCUUCUCUUCCUCAUCGUGAUAUCAGUGAUGCUUUCUUGCUCUGUCAUUUACUAUAAGGUUGGCAAAUGGUAUGAAAGACAUGAGCAGGAAGGGCUUUUUCCUGUGGAGGGAGAUGGACGUUCAAGAAGGAGAUUCAAAAGAGUGUUUUCUACUGCAAGAAAUAUGGUGAUGGUCAUCUUAUUCUGCUGGACACCAGCUCUUGUACUCAUUCUACUGUCUACCCUGAUGAAUUGGACAAACAUUGAACAACACAGCCUAUUUGGCCUUUACAUGCUACAGGCUGCAAGCGUGUCCCUGCAAGGCUUUCUAAACAGUAUGGUGUACGCCUGGAGACGGCCCAACUUCAGGGAGGCUGUUCUAGGGGAGAAUACACCCCUGCUGGCGCACGAACACCUGGCCUUCUUUGAUGAAUCACUGAGGAGCUCGUUGUGAUUCGAAAAUUAGUCGCCUCUAAACACACUGAGAGACAUUGUUGUACUGCUGAAACAACACGCUGGCUGGAGAAAGACUGACUGCAAGCCUGACUUCAUGUCAAUCUAGACUGAAAAACAUAAUGUUCUCAUGUGUGGCCUGCAGAGAAAAAGAAAUAGAACUUACAGAUGAAGGAUGCACAAAGACUGAUGCAGUGUUUUUCUCUGCGGCUGCUAAUUUUUUGUUAUGUUUUGUGACAUCACAUUUAUGUAAAGUAGUUUCAGAGAGGAAUGAUGAAAAACCUGUCAGGGUUACAUACUCUGCAUUCGCUGUUGUGUCAUAUCAGAAGCAUGUGUCACAUAUAGUCUGUGGAGCAUUUAUGAGUUGGAACAGUGAGGAACGCUGAGUUGCUGCACACAAGAGAAUGAACACGAUAUCUGCUUUGUCAUGCCUGUGUGCAACCACAACUGUAUCUCAUAAAGAAUCAUGUGUGGUUGUGUAACUGAGGGCAUACAUGAGGCAUAUACAGUAUAGUAGUUCACAAACACACACACACACACACACACACACACACACACACACAGACACGACAAUCAGUACACUCUUAUGUCAUAGUAUCCUAAACUCCAUGAUAACUUUUAAGCAUGCAUGUCUGUCUCUGAGUUGAACUCCCUGUUAAUGGUUGACAGACUGCAGGCCAACCGGUUGAUGUUUGAAUAAGUGAUCACCUGACUCACUCAUUUAUUCAAUGUACUGUAAAAUCAACUUGAUGUUAACUUUCUUUGCUGAAGACCACACAGUCACCUGCAUGCUGUUGACGCAUUUAAUACAACAUAAGGGUUAUACAUAACACAGGGUUGGAAGUUAUAGAUAUAACAUAUCUAUGUCUGUUUAAAAAUAAGUGGUGUUCCAUUCUGCAGAGCUGUUUUUCUCCAUUGUGUUCGCUAUGAAUUCAGUUAAGAAACAAACCCCUUUGUAUGAUAAUAAGUUGAGUUACUAUCACAGAUCCGAAUAGUCACUUACUGUUAAAAGCCAUGCAGCCUGCACUUAUUGACCUAAUUUGAAUUUAUUUGAAGCAUUCCAUUUUUUGAUGUACUACGCACCAGAGUGUUACUGAAAAAGCAGGCACAAAGACAGAGAUUUGAUAAAUCUUCUUCCCUUUAAUAUGAGGCCAAAUUAUGUCUUUUGGGCAGAACAGUGCCACUCAUGACCUGUGUACAGUAUUUAUCUGCUGUUUGGUCAUACAGUAUUUUUAUUGUUUUGGUCAAGUGUAUAAAGUAGCCAACCAGUAGCCAAACCUUUUAUUAUCAUAUUAAUUAUUUUUUAGCAUGACACUGGCAUAAACUGCACCCAUACUGUACUGACAGGACUGCAUGUUCAUGUUUGUCUGUGUGUAUGCAUAGUUGCUCCAUGAAUCAUCUGCCCAGUGAAUUUUCUGAAUAUGAUAAAUGAACCCCACAGAUUUGCUGACUAAACUGCAAGGCUGUGGCUUAGAAAUUACUUUCUGGAUUUCAAAAUGUGUU
This is a messenger RNA of Perca flavescens (yellow perch), 3171 nucleotides long. Its product is annotated as transmembrane protein 116. The record is from RefSeq and is a predicted model, not a curated record. The transcript has 12 exons. Bases 614 to 1669 code for a protein of 351 amino acids. Lineage: Eukaryota; Metazoa; Chordata; Actinopteri; Perciformes; Percidae. Gene Ontology annotation, molecular function: G protein-coupled receptor activity. Gene Ontology annotation, cellular component: plasma membrane. Gene Ontology annotation, biological process: adenylate cyclase-activating G protein-coupled receptor signaling pathway.